AUGUUGUUCAGAUUCGGGGUCAUUCUGGCUCCGGACAGUGCGGACAUGCAGCUCUUGGUCCUGGGCUCUCGGGAGGAGAUGGGUCGGUGGGACCCGGACAGAGCGGUGCACAUGAAGCCCGCACAGGAGCUCCUGUCGCCGGACGAACCGAACCUGUGGCUCGGCGACGUGCACCUGGAGGAGCCGGUGAAAGACCCGCUGUGGUUCAAGUUCUUGCAAAGGGCCAGAGGCUGCUACACGUGGGAAGGUAGCGGCCCCAGCCAUGACAGGUUCUGUUCAUAUGAUGAGCGGAACGUGGUGGACGGAGUGUACUGCCACCCGAUUUGCCACUGGAUAGAGGAAACUGGACACACAGACGAGAUGAGACACACCACCCGCUUUUAUUUGGGUGUGGCGGGUAAGGCGGCCAUGCAUUUCUCCAGGGUGCUUCCACGUGUUUGGCUUGGCAGCUGCCCUCGACAGGUAGAGCAUGUGACGAUUAAGAUGAAGCAUGACUUGGGCAUCACUGCGGUCAUGAACUUCCAGACCGAGGGUGAUGUGGUGAACAACUCCCACGGCUGCAGACGCGACCCUGGGGAAGCGAUGACGCCGGAGACCAUGAUGCAUUUGUACAAAGACUGUGGCAUGGUGUACCUGUGGAUGCCCACACCUGACAUGAGCACGGAGGGUCGUAUCAGGAUGCUUCCCCAGGCGGUAUUCCUGCUUAAAGGUCUCUUGGAGAAUGGCCACACCGUCUAUGUUCACUGCAACGCUGGAGUGGGCAGGUCGACGGCUGCCGUGUGUGGCCUGCUCAUGUACGUCCUCGGCUGGAGCCUGAGGAAGGUGCAGUACUUUGUCGCAGUCCGGAGGCCGGUGGUGUACAUCGAUGAGGAAGCUUUGGUCCAGGCUCAGGCAGACUUCAUCCAGAAGUUUGGACAACUGAGACCCUCCCUCUCUUACCUGGAGCCAUGA
This is a messenger RNA of Limanda limanda (common dab), 951 nucleotides long. RefSeq names its product EPM2A glucan phosphatase, laforin (gene epm2a). Gene Ontology annotation, cellular component: nucleus; cytoplasm. Lineage: Eukaryota; Metazoa; Chordata; Actinopteri; Pleuronectiformes; Pleuronectidae. Gene Ontology annotation, biological process: protein dephosphorylation. The transcript is spliced from 4 exons. The record is from RefSeq and is a predicted model, not a curated record. The coding region runs from base 1 to 951 and encodes 316 amino acids. Gene Ontology annotation, molecular function: starch binding; protein tyrosine/serine/threonine phosphatase activity; carbohydrate phosphatase activity.